CUUUCAUGCUUUUGUGAAACCCAUCAUGUAGUACAAGGCGGGAAUCUGCAUUCCACACAAGAAGCCUCACUCGCGGCUUCCCUACCGACAGCUUCUAUCCAUUUGCCUUGCGACUAGAUGUUUUUGAACGUGAUGCCCUACAUAUUUCCUAUUCUCCGGCAUAUGUUCUUCACUCGCCUCAUCGCACCGAGUUGGACUCUCACUCAUUUCUCGCAAGGUGCUACAGUGCCGAUGUCCUUCUGGAGCUUCCGUCCGACUACUACAUGCAACGCUAACCAUCGUGCUAUCGCGCUAAACUUGGCCGGACAAGCUUCCUCAUCGAAAGCGACAUGGCAGUAUCGGAGACGACGACAAUCACCGUCGAAUACGAGCAAGCUUUUUGCACCCUUGACGGGUUUCAAGAGGAAUUACGUGGAACGGAAUUUACCGUGGUCUACCUCUUCCAUUUGACGCCUGCGGCUUCUGUCAAAUUCGCAAGCUUUCGACAAGGUCUCAGCCAUUUGAGCAUCGACCAGGACACAGCAAGUAGCCGCGCAAUCGACGGUUUUCAGGACAACGCGAGAGAAGCUCUCAAUUUGGAAGAAUCAAACGACCGCGACAAUGCGGUUUCCGCGCGAACCCGUUCCCCGGAGGAACCGCUGAAGCUCAUUCUUAAGAGCUACCGCGACGAAACUCUCAUGGCGGACGAAGUCACAGCGUACGACAUGAUGCAACGGAUUCAAGGAACUGUUACACCUGAACUCUAUGGCACCUGCUCGUUGCGCGGCCCACCCACGAUCGUUCUCGAAUACAUCAUUGGGAUGGAUCUCCUCCAUCAUAAGAACGACCUGGAGAAUUUCCCAAAGCUUGUUCGAGCGGUGGAGAACUGUUACAAGCAAAUCUCGGACUGCGGCGUUGUUCAGUGGGACCCCAGACUCGACGGCAUAAUUCUGACAGACCCUUCGCGCAUGACUGUGCGAAUGAUCGACUUUUCUCAUGUCGAGUUCAGUUGGUCGCCUGCUAAUUGGUCUACGAAUGAUAUCUUGGAACUCAAUGAGAGCAAUAGCCAUGACCUCUUGAGGCGUUAUAGCCGAAGAAUGGGAUGGAAGUUAGUUAAUGACGUUUCGACAUGGGAUUGGUGAAGCGCUGUGUUGCAUGGACAAGCGGAAAAUCUCAAGGUUGCUUCGAAAUUGGUUCCUCUGAGCCUUGGUAGGCACACGUGCCCUGCGACGUACGCGACGCAGUAUGGCAACGCAUUUCCCUGCUGUUCCUGCCUUGAAGAUUUGACCUGGUAGACUCGAUUCAAGCGACGGCAUAAUGCACGGUGAUACGAUUUAUUUAGCUAUUUUUCAUGCGAGCGAUCUCUGGAAAUUGAGCUCCGGCAG
This is a messenger RNA of Dissoconium aciculare CBS 342.82, 1364 nucleotides long. RefSeq lists its product as uncharacterized. NCBI's taxonomy places the organism in Eukaryota, Fungi, Ascomycota, Dothideomycetes, Mycosphaerellales, Dissoconiaceae. The transcript has a single exon. Bases 330 to 1121 code for a protein of 263 amino acids. The record is from RefSeq and is a predicted model, not a curated record.